UUUAACUCGUCCCCCCCACCCAAGAAACCCCGCCUCCCCUUUCCCUCCCUUCUCCUCCCAGGAACUCGGCUCAGACUUCUCCGGCCGCCGCUCUACCCGCUUCGUCUCCAAAAUGCACUUCGGCCGACCCAAGGCUACAGGCUUUGCCAGCCGCCACUCCCCCUUUGCGGACGAAGCUCUGGAGGAGGCGCUCAGCUGUGCGGGCGAUGACUCUGCGUUGGACAGUCUGUUACUGUCUUUCCAGCCCAAGCUCUGCCGCACUGAGGACUACACGUUCUUGCUCAGAGAGCUUGGAAACCGUGGCCAUUGCUCGAUGGCACUGAGAUGCUUCGAUUUCGCUCUUCGCCGGGAAAGAAAGCGCAACGAACAAGGUAAGCUAGCCAGCUCAAUGAUUAGUACUCUUGGGAGACUUGGGAAAGUUGAUUUGGCGGAGCAGGUGUUUGAAAAUGCCUUAAAGGAGGGGUAUGGCAACACCGUGUAUGCCUAUUCUGCUUUGAUAAGUGCUUACGCCAAGAGUGGGUUCUGCCGUGAUGCCAUUAGGGCAUUUGAGUCUAUGAAAGACUCCGGCUUGAAACCAAAUUUAGUAACUUAUAACGCUUUGAUUGAUGCCUGUGGCAAGGGAGGUGCUGAUUUCAAAAGGGCUUUGGAGAUUUUUGAUGAAUUGUUAAGAAAUGGGGUUCAGCCUGAUAGGAUAACCUAUAACUCACUGCUUGCUGUCUGCAGCGGCGCGGGGCUGUGGGAAACCGCCAGGAGUCUGUUUGAUGAGAUGAUUUAUAGAGGAAUCGAACAGGACAUUUACACGUACAACACACUCCUGGAUGCUGCUUGCAACGUGGGGCAAGUUGAUGUUGCUCUGGAGAUCAUGUCUGAGAUGCCUGCAAAGAACAUUUUCCCGAAUGAGGUGACUUACAGCACCAUGAUUCGAGGGUGUGCUAAGGUGGGAAAAUUUGACAGAGCAGUGAGCUUGUUUAAGGAAAUGAAGAGCGUGGGCAUAAAGGCAGACAGAGUGUCUUAUAACAAUUUACUUGCUAUAUACGCAAGCCUUGGCAGGUUCGACGACGCAUUGGAUGUGAGUAAGGAGAUGGAGGGUAUGGGUAUAAGGAAGGAUGUGGUCACUUACAAUGCCCUCCUGGAUGGGUUUGGGAAGCAAGGGAUGUACGAUAAGGUCAAGGCCUUCUUUGCCAAAAUGAAGGAAGAUAAUCUUUCCCCAAACUUGCUUACAUACUCCAUACUCAUUAGCGUUUACUUCAAAGAAGGUUUAUAUCAGGAGGCAGCGGAGCUUUAUAAGGAUUUCAAGCAAAGAAACCUGAAAGCAGAUGUCGUUUUCUAUAGUAAACUUAUCGAUGCGCUGUGUAAGAAAGGUCUUAUAGAGUCCGCAUCGUUCUUGAUCGAUGAGAUGAUGAAGGAGGGGAUACUACCGAACGUUGUUACCUAUAAUUCUAUAAUCAAUGCAUUUGGUUUGGGAUCAAGCAUCGAGGGUUCAUCCAAUGUUUCUGACACAGGGAUUUGUAGGGAAGAUGAGACGAGGAGGAUGUGGGAGGAUGGAGAGGGAGAUGGCAUCGUUAUGGUCUUUGAGCAGUUAGCUUCCGGGAAAUGUCUCGAAAUGAGGAACCAGAACACCUACAAACAGGACUUGCUUUGUGUGCUGGGAAUUUUCCACAAGAUGCACGAAUUGGACAUAAAACCUAAUGUUGUCACCUUUUCUGCAAUCUUGAAUGCUUGCAGCCGCUGUAGUUCAUUUGAAGAGGCGUCAUUGUUGUUGGAGGAACUCGGUAUGUUUGACAACCACGUUUAUGGAGUGGCACACGGGCUACUAAUGGGGCAGGGUGAAGGUGUUUGGGUGAAAGCUGUGUCUCUUUUUGAUGAGGUGAAGCAGAUGGAUUCCUCAACUGCUUCUGCCUUCUACAAUGCUUUGACAGACAUGCUGUGGCAUUUUGGUCAGAGACGGGGGGCGCAGCUGGUGGUUCUAGAAGGCAAGCGCCGGAACGUGUGGGGAAACACGUGGUCCAAUUCAUGCUUGGAUCUGCAUUUGAUGUCGUCGGGUGCUGCACGUGCCAUGGUGCACGCAUGGCUGCUCAGCAUACGGAGUGUUGUUUUUGAAGGCCGUGAGCUACCCAAGUGGUUGAGCAUAUUGACGGGGUGGGGAAAACACAGCAAGGUAAUGGGAGACGGGACACUGAAGCGUGCAGUAGAGGCGCUGCUGGAGAGCAUUGGGGCUCCGUUUGAGAUAGCCAAAAGUAAUAUGGGGAGGUUUGUUUCAUCGGGGGCUGUGGUGGCGUCCUGGCUGAAGGAAUCAGCCACACUCAACCUACUGCUUCUUCAUGAUCACAGUACCACUACUACUGCUACUACUGCUACUACUACUCAUCAUCAUCAUCAUCAUCAUCAUCAUCAUCCAGAUGGGAAAUCACUAGUGGCAGCAUGAUGGUUGAUGAGAAAGAAGAAGAAGAAGAAACACUAACUGCUUUCCCUGUUGUGGGUUGUAUCAUUCAUUAUCAGUCAGGCUUUUUGUUCAUAUGUAACCAUAGUCCGUAUAGCAUUACUAUUAUUACGGAGUAGUAUAUANGUGGAAGCAGGUCUCUUGGCGAAAUACUCACUCUGUAUUUUAUUGUUUUGAAAGCGGGGUGUAGUAUUGUUGUUAUUAUUAGACCGGUUGCAGCGACUUUGGCAGCUCUUAUCUGCCGUUUUGAUGUUCAGUCUAAUGCAAUUGCAAUGA
Messenger RNA from Cuscuta campestris, 2716 nucleotides. The record is from the annotation of a GenBank genome assembly. NCBI's taxonomy places the organism in Eukaryota, Viridiplantae, Streptophyta, Magnoliopsida, Solanales, Convolvulaceae.